UUACCUCGGAGUCGCUUCAGUCGCCCGGCAGUGGCAUUGUCUUUCAAACUUCCAACAACUCACACCGUGCCACACUUCAAAUGGCAUAAACCAUGGCAACGUUCCUGGUGGGCGCCUGGAACGCUUUCGUCACUGCAUUAUCGCGGCAAGAUCCCCGGACUAUGGAAUGGAAGUUUAUAGCUAAUCCUGGCUACAUCGUCUUCAUCCUGUGCAGCUACCUGUAUGUCUGCAAGAUAUGGGGUCCCCGGUUCAUGGAAAAUAGGAAACCUUACAACCUCCGAACAGCCAUCGCGGUCUACAACCUUCUUCAAGUGCUCACAAACAUGUACUUCCUCUACAAGAUGAUGUACCAUACAUUUUGGUCUGCGGGUUACAGCCCUAUUUGCCAAGGACUUACGUACGAACGGACAUUUCACUCUCUCAGACUUCUGGAUAUCUUUUACUACUACUUGUUCCUUCGCAUGUUUGACUUCUUGGACACGGCGUUCUUCGUGAUGCAGAAGAAGUUUUCUCAUGUUACCGUUCUUCAUAUCGUGCAUCACACGAUAGUCAUUUUCAACGGUUGGUUAUUCCUCAGAGCUGGUUCUGACGGUCAGCCCGUGCUGGGGGUCUGUACCAAUGCCUUUGUUCACAUUAUCAUGUAUAUUUACUACUUUCUAGCUUCGCUCGGACCUUCGGUGCGAAAGUAUUUGUGGUGGAAAAGAUACCUGACCACGAUUCAAAUUGCACAAUUUGUUUGGAUGGGUUGGCAUGCUCUUAUACCCGCCUUUGUGGACUGUGGCUACCCUGCGGAUAACAUAUUAAUCGCGCUGCCACAGAUAUUGCUCAUAUUGUUUUUGUUUAUAAAUUUUUACGUCCACGCAUACAAGACGGAGUGUCCCACUGCUACGGGUGAAAAGUGUGUAAAAAUGUGUUUUAUUCAGGCUGGAACUCACCAGGACAGUGUUAAUUCCAGCAGCUGCAACGGCAGUGAGAAAAAGAAGAAAUGAAGUCCUGAGCUACGUACGACUUCACCUUCUGCACAACAUUUAUCGUUCUCAAGAACGCGUUUAUAAGCACGAGUAUCUGUUCAUCUCGUCUGCAUUGUAACGACCUGUCUUGUUGUUGUUGUUGUCGGUUCUUGCUUUCAUGCGUGUAUGCCCUGAAAUGGCAGAAUAAAAUCAUUGACGU
This is a messenger RNA of Ornithodoros turicata, 1170 nucleotides long. Its product is annotated as very long chain fatty acid elongase AAEL008004-like. The record is from RefSeq and is a predicted model, not a curated record. The transcript has a single exon. Bases 93 to 989 code for a protein of 298 amino acids. Gene Ontology annotation, cellular component: endoplasmic reticulum membrane. Gene Ontology annotation, biological process: fatty acid elongation, saturated fatty acid; very long-chain fatty acid biosynthetic process; sphingolipid biosynthetic process. NCBI's taxonomy places the organism in Eukaryota, Metazoa, Arthropoda, Arachnida, Ixodida, Argasidae. Gene Ontology annotation, molecular function: fatty acid elongase activity.